This is a messenger RNA of Stylonychia lemnae, 597 nucleotides long. Lineage: Eukaryota; Ciliophora; Spirotrichea; Sporadotrichida; Oxytrichidae. The record is from the annotation of a GenBank genome assembly.
AUGAGUCUACUAAACUUUGCAAGUUUAUUUUUUCAGCAGGUGCCUCCCUUCAGUAAUAGAACUGCUUUUGACGGAGCGAUAUUGAACUAUACGAAUCAAGCUAGAACUGAUCCCAAAUCAUUCAUACCUUACUUGUAACAAAUACUAGCCACUUAAGAUACUCCACCGCCAAACUUAAGAGGAAGGUUCCCUUAUAAUUUAGUUGAAGGGACUGCAAUCAUAAAUGAGACAAUAGAUUUUCUGAACAAUACAUAGCCCUUAAAUAUUCUAGUAUGGGAUUAAAGAUUGAACUAGUCAUGCGAAGUAUUAGUAAAUGAUACUGGAAAGUUAGGGCUACUCCAGCAUGAGACUUCUAAUGGCACCACAAUGUCUGAAAGGAUAAGGCAAUAUGUUAUGGAUGCGAAUACUAUCGGGGAAAAUCUAGCUUUUGGCUAUACAACUCCUUUCAGUGUUGUAUUGGCUUUAAUAAUUGAUGAUGGUAUUCCGAAUAGGGGACAUCGAGCAAAUAUAUUUAAGCCUUAAUUUAGGUUUAUGGGAGGAUAUACAGGCCCUCAUAGUAGAUUUAGGACGAUGAGCUGUCAGGAUUUUUCCGGGUGA